Molecule: messenger RNA, 1324 nt
Organism: Myodes glareolus (Bank vole)
Lineage: Eukaryota; Metazoa; Chordata; Mammalia; Rodentia; Cricetidae
Source: RefSeq, a predicted model, not a curated record
ACUUCCUUUGGCUCGAGUGGCUCAACGGACCGUGCAAGUGGCUCUCGGCCGGGCCGCAGGAUGAAGGAGGGGAAGAGCGAACGGGAGCGAAGCGGCCGACGGCGACACCGGACGGACGACGCGCUGGCGACCGUAGUGGUGAAACAGGAGCGUCUGAGCCCCGAACCUGUCGCGCACCGCCGACCCGACGCCCCAGCCGCUAACCCGUCCCCGCCCGCCGCUGAGCCAGGCCGCGGCGGCCACCGCGGGAGUCGAUGCCGGGGAGCGAGCCGGUCCCCAGCCAAAAAGAAAAACAAGUCCUCAAGGAGGAGCUCUGGUGAGAGGCCUGUCAGUGGGCAGGGUCUGGACCGAGACAGCCAGAUUCUGCAGGCCCAGGAAGAAGAGAGGGACUUUCAUAAUGCCAGGCGCCGGGAGCAUCGCCAGCAGAAUGAAGGUGCUGGCAAUGAGGCUCAGGAGGUGAUCCCUCGCCCUGCCGGUAACAGGAGCAAAGAGGUGCCUGUUAAAGAAAAACCAAGCUUUGAACUUUCUGGGGCACUUCUUGAGGACACCAAUACCUUCCGGGGUGUGGUUAUUAAGUACAGUGAGCCCCCAGAAGCCCGGAUCCCCAAAAAACGGUGGCGUCUCUACCCCUUUAAAAAUGAUGAGGUACUUCCAGUCAUGUACAUCCAUCGGCAGAGUGCUUACCUUCUGGGUAGACAUCGCCGCAUCGCCGACAUUCCCAUCGACCAUCCCUCUUGCUCCAAGCAGCAUGCAGUCUUCCAGUACCGGCUUGUGGAGUACACGCGUGCUGAUGGCACAGUUGGUCGGAGGGUGAAACCCUACAUCAUUGACCUCGGCUCAGGCAAUGGAACCUUCUUGAACAACAAGCGUAUUGAGCCACAGAGAUACUACGAACUGAAAGAAAAAGAUGUCCUUAAAUUUGGGUUCAGUAGCAGAGAAUAUGUCUUGCUCCAUGAGUCUUCAGACACCUCUGAACUAGACAGGAAGGAAGAUGAGGAUGAUGAGGAGGAGGAAAUGGUGUCUGACAGCUAGCAACUGAGAAGCACCCCCACUAUUAGAAACUGUUCCUGCUGGAGGCCGUGGGCUUGACUCUCCAGCGCCUCUUCUUGCCUUAAGUCUUUCCUCUGUUGCUGCCCAGCUUGUGUUGCAGUAUGAGAACUCUCACUUCGUAUUUUGUUGAACUUGACACAGCAGCUGCCUGCCUGUGGGCACUUGUUUUCAGAACAGUCUCACCAAUUACAGCAUGUCGAGUUUUGGUCAAAGUGUGUGGCUGUAGUGGGUGCCUUCCGAACUGCUGCACAGGAAACUAAGCCCUUGGAUGGGA